CAUUCACAUACCAUAUCAGCCCUUCCCUAUCAUCCAUGCCCUUCUUCCUUCGCUUAAGACUUGUUAUUAUCAUCUAUCAACCUACUCAGCGUCCUCCCGACAUCACACAGAGUAGCGAGACCAAGAGGGGGGGAGGGAAUGAAAUAUAAUAAGCCUAUCAAACCCACCCUUGCCAUCUCCCCAUCCUCAUCACUCUUCGCCCCCUCUUCAAUUACCAAAUCAGAAACCACUUGACCUUUUUAUAUCCUAUCUUCCAAUCAAACCUUCUCCUGGUAUCCAUGCCCGAUUUCAAAUCAGCCACGACAGGUGUGGCCGCUAAGGCGAUGCGCAACGAGCUCUCGAGAUUAGCUGAGGAAGUCUCUGAUGCAAACUAUCGCAAGGCGUUCGAGGCGGAGAUGCAAGGCUUCUUCUUGCUCUUCAGCCGAUAUCUUCAGGAGAAAGCCAGAAACACCCCACUUCAAUGGGACCGUAUCGCUCCUCCCGCCGCAGACCAGGUGGUCUCUUAUUCCACUCUGCCAGAAACCUCAGAUCAUUCGAUCUUAGACAAGCUUGCCGUAUUGAAAUUGAACGGAGGUCUGGGUACCACCAUGGGCUGUGUUGGUCCUAAAUCAGCCAUCGAAGUCAGGGAUGGGAUGACCUUUUUGGAUCUAUCCGUCCGUCAGAUCGAACAUCUCAACUCGGCCCAUAAAGUCAACGUGCCGUUCAUCUUGAUGAACAGUUUCAAUACCGAUGAUGACACUGCACGGAUCAUUCAAAAAUAUGCCAAUCAUAACAUUGAGAUCAUGACCUUCAACCAAUCCCGUUAUCCACGAGUGAACCGUGAAAGUCUCUUACCAGCCCCACGAACGGCGACGGGCGACAAGUCUGCCUGGUACCCACCAGGACAUGGAGACUUGUACGAUGCGAUCACGAACUCUGGACUGUUGGACAAACUGCUUGCAGCCGGAAAAGAGUAUAUCUUUGUCUCCAACUCGGACAACUUGGGCGCGGUCUUGGAUACCAAGAUCAUGCAACACAUGAUCGAUUCUCAAGCCGAAUUCAUCAUGGAAGUCACCGAUAAAACUAAGGCCGAUGUCAAGGGUGGGACGCUCAUCAACUAUGAUGGUAAUAUCCGACUCUUGGAAAUCGCUCAGGUUCCAAACGAUCACGUCGAAGACUUCAAGUCGGUCCGCAAGUUCAAGAUCUUCAACACCAACAACUUGUGGGUGAACCUUCGAGCCUUGAAGCGAGUGAUGGAAUCGGACGGGAUGGAGUUGGAUAUCAUCGUCAAUAACAAGGUGGCCGAGAAUGGCGAGGCGGUCAUCCAGCUCGAAACCGCAGCCGGUGCGGCGAUCCAACACUUCAGGAAUGCACAUGGCGUCAACGUCCCUCGAAGCCGCUUCUUGCCCGUCAAGAGUUGCUCGGAUCUCUUACUGGUGACCAGUGAUUUGUACCAGCUAGAGCACGGUCGACUGGUGAUGAAUGAAGCCAGGAUGUUCCAGUCAACCCCUGUGGUCAAGCUCGGUGAUCACUUCAAAAAAGUCGCCGCCUACCAAUCCCGAUUCAAGAACAUCCCGAGCAUGUUGGAGCUCGAUCAUUUGACGGUCAGUGGGGAUGUCAAGUUCGGGCGCAAGGUGACCUUGAGAGGCACUGUGAUCAUCGUGGCUAACGAAGGCAGCAAGAUUGAGAUCCCUGAUGGCACAAUCUUGGAUAACAAGUUGUUGACCGGUAACUUGUCGAUCAUCGACCACUAGGCUCAUCUUUAUAAUUCGACAUACAUGCACAAAAGAUAUAAACAAAAAGCAGAGCAUGGGAGAAGACGCAUCGAGUGUUCCCUUUCCUUUUUUUCCUCCUUCUUCUCUCGAUUAUCAUUUUUAUUAUCACCGAAACAGGCCUGGUAGAUUUAAUCAUACAUCCCCCCCCAAAAAAAAACAAAGGCUACAUAGAGGGUUUUAUAUAUAUGUACAGAUAUGUAUGACAUCAAGAAAAAGGCCCAAAAUCAUAUGAUCAAAUCAAUGAAACUUCUCUUAUUUAAUGAUUUCUUAAUAGAUUUGGUUGGUUGUCCGAAUACUCAUACUGAGUGAAUGUUAAUCUUAUUCUCCAUUCUCCUGUUGUUGCUACUGUUGUUGUUCAGAUUAGUCAGUCAUCCCUGUUCCUGGUGUUUCUCCUUAUAUAAUUUUAUUUAUUAUGUCAAAUAUGACCCACAAGAAAGAGAAAGAAUGUUCUUGCUUUUUUUUAAAAAAAUGUUGCUUGAAAGAAUAUAUAGACCUGAAAGACAUGAGUGUAUUUUGAUUUGAGAUGGUGAUGAGCUCAUCUAUGUAGAUGGUGCGUCAAUAUGCAGUUGUG
This is a messenger RNA of Puccinia graminis f. sp. tritici CRL 75-36-700-3, 2325 nucleotides long. Its product is annotated as UTP-glucose-1-phosphate uridylyltransferase, variant. The coding region runs from base 279 to 1733 and encodes 484 amino acids. Gene Ontology annotation, molecular function: UTP:glucose-1-phosphate uridylyltransferase activity. Gene Ontology annotation, cellular component: cytoplasm. The record is from RefSeq and is a predicted model, not a curated record. NCBI's taxonomy places the organism in Eukaryota, Fungi, Basidiomycota, Pucciniomycetes, Pucciniales, Pucciniaceae. The transcript is spliced from 8 exons. Gene Ontology annotation, biological process: glycogen metabolic process; UDP-alpha-D-glucose metabolic process.